AUGCUCAUUCCUCACCUCGUUAUAGGCGCUGGAAUCGGUCUGACAGCCGCCAGUGGCAAAAAUCUCAAUAUACUGAAAGCCGGCAUGACCAUUGUGACCAUGGGCUGGUUUAUAAUCACUGGCAUGACUCUUCUGUCUUUCAGGGCAAGCAUACACAGCGACCGAAUUUCGGGAGAGAAGAAGUUGCUUCUUGCUCUCAUUAUUGCUGCACCGAUUCUCGGGAUGCGAGUUGUCUAUUUCGUUGUAACGGAAUUCGAAUACGGAUAUUCAUCUAAAGCUUCCUUGCCCGUGUAA
Messenger RNA from Penicillium maclennaniae, 294 nucleotides. RefSeq lists its product as uncharacterized. NCBI's taxonomy places the organism in Eukaryota, Fungi, Ascomycota, Eurotiomycetes, Eurotiales, Aspergillaceae. The record is from RefSeq and is a predicted model, not a curated record. The coding region runs from base 1 to 294 and encodes 97 amino acids. The transcript is spliced from 2 exons.